AUGGUCAUAGCUGCCCAGCCCUGCUUGAACAGGGGAGAGGCCCUGGGGAAGGCUCUUGACUGGGCCUCAAUCUCCACAACUGAGCAUAGGGACACCCCUCCUAAUAUCUGUGUGUGGGACUUGCAGGACCACGUAUGCCUCCAGCCCUUCUGUGGAAAGCUGUUUGCCCCGGGAAACUGCCCUGUCACCAGUGCCUACUUCCACCCAAACGACAACACCCUGGUCUGCAGCACCUUUUCACCUGCCACCCUCUCAGAUGCUGCUCUUUUCCUGAUCUGUGCAUCCUCCGGACUCUCCUCCUGGAAGCCCGCCCUGAUCCCCACGCUGGAUUGGAAUCCGAACAGGGUUCUUGGAGACCCAGGGGCGUGGGAACGGACGGGAGAAGACCACACUUACAGCUCACCCCUGUGCGCCAUCCUCUACAACACGAAUGUGAAGCAGACUUUGGCUUUCUUUCAUUUUCAACAGAUUAGAGGGAUUAUCCAUAUGAACAAAGUAUUCCACGUGACUGGGUGGAGUAGGAGAGUCACGUACUUCAUGAUCCACAAGACCGGGCUGGUGCUCCUGUACCACCACUGGCCGACCUUCCACAGGGAGGACGUCCUGAGCAUGGGCACAUACCAGAGCCAGUGUCUCGGGACCUCCUCCUGCAGUGGGGACAUCCUCUUCUGGAACAUCAACACGUUCAAGCCCAUCUUCGGUUUCAAUGCCUCUGUGAGCGCCUUGCCUCAGUCACCCAAGGAGGUGCAAGAAGUAGACGAAUGUGUGGUUGAGAGUUCCAGGCCCAGCAAGCCCUGUGUGGGGCACAAGAGAUGGGCAUACAAAACCCCUAAGCAGCCCCAGGGCCGCAGUACCAAGACUGUGGCAAACGUCAACCUGAGGCGGAACCUGAUGUCAGCACCCCCAGUGAUGUGA
Manis pentadactyla (Chinese pangolin) is the source of this 915-nucleotide messenger RNA. RefSeq lists its product as uncharacterized. The record is from RefSeq and is a predicted model, not a curated record. The coding region runs from base 1 to 915 and encodes 304 amino acids. NCBI's taxonomy places the organism in Eukaryota, Metazoa, Chordata, Mammalia, Pholidota, Manidae. The transcript is spliced from 7 exons.